Phodopus roborovskii (desert hamster) is the source of this 815-nucleotide messenger RNA. It is a transcript of the gene Cdc42ep5, whose product is annotated as CDC42 effector protein 5. The record is from RefSeq and is a predicted model, not a curated record. Bases 288 to 749 code for a protein of 153 amino acids. NCBI's taxonomy places the organism in Eukaryota, Metazoa, Chordata, Mammalia, Rodentia, Cricetidae. The transcript has 3 exons.
AAAUCCUGGAGGCAAACUUUGGGGGAAUAAGGAAGCCUGGGAGGGGCCUAAAGCUUAACCCUCUCAACCCGGGACAAGAAACGGAGACCAACUGGGCUGACUGGGCGUUGACUCCCUCCGCGCUCGCCUGGUAGGCUACCAUGGCCCCCGAGAGGGGCUGAAGCUCAGUUCCCGGUGCUGGCGAGAUCCCGCCCGGAGAAAGAAGGAAAAAGACGCCAGUGAGGUAGCCUCCGAGGCCAGGAGGUAACACAGCUUGAGCCGGAGCCCAAUUCAGUCAGGACCACGAGAUGCCCGUGUUGAAGCAGAUGGGCCCUGUGCAGCCCAAGAAGCGGCUGGAGCGCGGAGCCCUGUCCAUCUCAGCGCCCCUUGGAGACUUCAGGCACACAUUGCACGUGGGGCGCGGUGGCGACGCCUUCGGGGACACCUCGUUCCUGAGUCGCCACGGGGGCGGGGGCGGGCCGCCCCCGGAGCCCCGUGCACCUGGAGCCCUGCAUUCUCUUCCUCCACCUGAAGUCUCACAGCCCCCUGCACCUGGUCUCCGCGUGCCCUCACCUGCCGACCCGCUACUCUCCUUCCACCUGGACCUGGGCCCCUCUAUGCUGGACGCGGUGCUAGGCGUCAUGGACGCGGAGCGUGAGGAGGCAAAGGCCACCAAGCCCAUCGGGGACGUCCCCCCUGGAAUGCAGCAUCAGAAGGCCCACUGCCGCUCCAAUGCUGACCUCCAGCUGGACGAUGCCAUCGGCUUGUAGUGUCCUGCCUGUACCCCUCCCUCCCCACAUCCCACUUUUUUACACAUAAAUGGUCGAGGUUUGCGC